AUGUCUUCUACACCAUCAUCAAACAGUUUCGCUUCUCAUGCACUGACCAUUCUUGAACCAGGUCUCACCAUUCGAUCCAAUCAGAAAAUCACAUGGAACUUGGACGAUUACUCUGUUCGUGACUCCUUUCAAAACAAACCUUCACCGAUUCAAUGUUCCGAUCGUCUGAUCGUAAUUCCAGAUUUUCUGUCAUCUGAAGAGUGCUCAUCUGUAUUGGACCAAUGUGCCAAGAAACAACAGUUUGAAUCCAUUGCAACUGAGUAUCCACAAUCGUACCGAAAUUCGGAGCGAAUGGUAUUCAAAGACAAGUCCGUUGCUCAUCAUUUAUGGAAAUUGGUCCAAGAGAAUUUGGAUUGUGAAGAAUUGAGUAGAAAAGUUCAUCCAUUCGGUUUAGAUUCUAAUGGCAGAUGGAUGUCUUGUGGAGUGAAUGAAUGUCUCCGAUUCAGCAAAUAUGAAGAGGGGAAUUACUUCAGACCUCAUAUUGAUGGACAAUUUGUUCGACAUGAUCACGAAAGAAGUAUUUAUACUUUGUUGAUCUAUUUGAAUGAUGAUUUUGAAGGUGGUGAAACUCGAUUCAUGAAACCAUGUAAUCCUGAUGAAGAAGAAGAACAGCCACUUGUUGAACAGAAAGCAAAGGAUUCUGUGGUCAAACAGAAGAAUCGAAGAGAUCGGGAGACGGAAAAGAAGCGAGUCAAAAUGGGAAUACCUUCUUCUUCGAGCGAAACUUCCAAUCAUAUCCAGCAAGUAGUAUCAAUCAACCCUGAAAAGAAGAAACAUUUUCACUUGUUGUACACAUUGAAACCAACUUUGGGAAUGUGUGCUUUAUUCAACCAUGACUUGUAUCACGAAGGUAUGAUUGUCACAAAAGGAACCAAGCUCAUUUUGAGAACUGAAAUCAUGUUCAAACGAGUAGAUUCAUUAACAGUUCCCAGGGACGAAUGUUUUGAGAGAAGUGAAUUCUAUAAGAGAAUUGCUUCAUUGUUUACGGCAAGUGAUGAUUAUGAAAAAAAAGGACAAGUAAGGGAAGCCACAGAACUCUAUAUCACUGCACAAGAUUUACUCAUGGAGAGCGGUAGAAGUAUGGACCAUGUACUGAACAAGUCUUAUUUCCAUUACAAGACUUGUUCUUCAUACAAGGAACCAAAUGUGUUAGAUUUUAUCGAGAAUGAAUUAACAGAACUACCUGAAGAAAUAUUGCUUCAUAUUUUCACAUUUUUGGCUGACAAAAUUAUCUGUACAAAGAUUCUAACACUGAACAAGUAUUUUAAUGUUCUUGGAAGACAUCCUCAAUUAUGGCAACAGAUUUACAGAACGAAUUGGGGAGAGGACAAAACAUUUGGAUAUUUAAAGCAAAGAGAAGAGCUCGAAGUGGAUUGGUAUUUCUCAACCAUUACGAGAAGAUAUUUCGAAAAAGAUUUUGUAACCGUUUGCAUUGAUAUGCGUAAAGCAAAGACCAUGUAUGGCUUGUUUAAUUCAGACCAUGAAAAAACUGUUGAAUCUAUGGUAUCUCAGCGUAAAGGCGGACACUGCAUGUUGGGAAAACACUCAAGUUGGAAAGCUCAUCCGUGUUUACAAUCUUCUGGCAGUCUUAAAAAGUUGAGAACUCUAACUUUUUUUAUUUCACACAUUUAUAAGAAUUUGAAUUUGUGUCUUGGAAGACAUCCUUUAUUAUUCUCACUACCUCCACAAUGGAUGAACAACGAAGAAACCUCUCUUGAGGUAUUAAACAUGAUGAUGGAAAUAAGGAUUCCUGCUGCUUGUAUGGCUCCACGUCAUUUACUGGUAGCUUUGGCGUACCAGUUGCCAACUUGUAUGGUUAUUGAACUGGAUGAUUGUGGAGUCUCAAUUUCAGCAGUCAUUGAUAAUUAUUUGAGUAAGACUGACUCAAAAUUCAUACAUGUCACUGUGGAUGAUAUUGAGAUGACAUGUCCUCAGAAGCUUGUCCAUAAAUUUUUCUAUUCCGAGGACAGCUUUAUUCCAAGCUUAAUUAGAGAAUUCACAUCAGGGAAAGAUCUUCUCACAAAGAAGCAACUGUUAGAAAAUAUUAUCUUGACCGGCAAUUGGAACCAAGAACAUAUCAACCUUAUUUGUAAUUCUCUUAAACAAACUAGCUUGUCACAAACAUGCAAUUUUGUCAUUGGAAACAUUUUUGAUGCAUUUUAUGGAGGCAAGAUCUAUUGUUCUCUUCCAGAUUUUAGAUCCAAGUGCACGUUUUGGCCAGGAAAGGAGUUGUAA
Messenger RNA from Naegleria fowleri, 2235 nucleotides. RefSeq lists its product as uncharacterized. NCBI's taxonomy places the organism in Eukaryota, Heterolobosea, Eutetramitea, Acrasida, Naegleriidae. Gene Ontology annotation, molecular function: procollagen-proline 4-dioxygenase activity; protein binding; L-ascorbic acid binding. Gene Ontology annotation, cellular component: endoplasmic reticulum. Gene Ontology annotation, biological process: peptidyl-proline hydroxylation to 4-hydroxy-L-proline. The record is from RefSeq and is a predicted model, not a curated record. The coding region runs from base 1 to 2235 and encodes 744 amino acids. The transcript is spliced from 3 exons.